AUGGAGCAGUCCUCUCCGCCUUUGAAUGGCUUGUCUUGCUGUGCGAGGUUGAGCACGCAUGGUUCUGGUUCCUAUCACUGGUCCGACGCCGCUUCCAAGUCUUUGACUGACCUCCACUCUCUACAUGAGGGGAACCUUUGGCUUGAGAUUGAAGAGAGCUCUGAAGCUUCAAGAGCUCUAGCACCACCGCCCGGCCGCCGCCUGCCGCCGGACCACCGCCCGGCCGCCGCUUGUCCGCCAGACCACCGGCCGCCGCCUCUGCCGCCAGACCACCGGCCUGCCUGCCUCUGCCGGACCACGCCCGUGCCCGCCUCGGCCAGCUGCCCUGGCCCGCCGCCUGCCGCCGGACCUCCGUCCCGGGCCGACCGCCUCCAUCGCGGACUACCGCACCGGCCGCCGUACCUGCCACCAGACCAUCGCCCGGCCGCCGCCUACUACCGUCGAACAACUGCCCGGCUGCCGCUGCCUGCGCGACCCGCCGCCCGCGGCCUGUCGCACACAAACAGCCGUGCCUUCCCCAGGACCACCGCCUGGGCCGCUGCCUGCAACCGGACUUCAGACCGACCUUCGUCGGACUACCGCUGGCUGCCGCCCUCCCAGACCAUCGCCCGGCCGCUGCCGUACUCUGCCGUCGAACAAAACUGCCCGUGCUCGUCUGCCUGCUGCAGGACGCCCGGCCCGCGCGCCUUGUCGCCGGACCGCCGCCCAGCCGUGCCUUCCACCAGACCACCGCCUAGUCGCUGCCUGCAACCGGACUUCAGACCGACCUUCGUCGGACUACCGCUCGGCUGCCGCCGGUCGCCGCCUGCCAGACUUCAGCCUGACCUUCGUCGGACCAUCGCCCGGCCGCCACCUGCCGGACAUCCGUACGACCAUCUCCAGACCUUUGACUGUCUCUCCAAAUCACUGUAA
Molecule: messenger RNA, 912 nt
Organism: Dendrobium catenatum
Lineage: Eukaryota; Viridiplantae; Streptophyta; Magnoliopsida; Asparagales; Orchidaceae
Product: proline-rich receptor-like protein kinase PERK10
Exons: 3
Coding region: 1-912 (303 amino acids)
Source: RefSeq, a predicted model, not a curated record